GGGUUAAGUGUCUUGCUCAAGGACACAUCGACAUGUGACCCGGAGCAGCCGAUCCGGGGAUCGAACCACCGACCUUCCGAUUGGUGGAAAGGCACACGUUGUUAUUGACAACCUUUUUAUAAUGAAAAUGGGAAAGUAAGCAUCACUUUCAGUGUCUUUCCUUCACGAGUUGGAGCCCAAAAAAACAGGCAAAAACAAUGACAACCAACGGACCUGUCAUCGUGUACGAGUGGCUGAAGACCCUCCAGCUCGCCCAGUACGUGGAGGCUUUCGUGGAUAACGGAUACGACGACCUGGAGGUCUGCAAACAGAUCGGAGACCCGGACCUGGAUGCCAUCGGCGUCUACAUCCCGCACCACCGGCAGCGGGUCCACGACGCCGUGAGGAGGCUGAAAGACGAAGCCAACGAGACGGCCAGCGGACUCUACUUCACCCUGGAGCCGAUGCCGCCCGCUGCAGAGGUUUACACCAGUCACAUGGUGGACCAGUACGAGUCCAAACUGCGCGGGUCCAAGUCGUGGACCGAGCACAACACUGACCGGGUGGUCGGGCGCAACGGAGGCUACAUGGGCGCGCAGAGGAACCUGACGCUGGGCAACAGGAGGGAGCUGGUGAUUUACCCCAAGCUCAAACUGAAGAUCAUGAUCAGGGAUAAGCUCAUCAGAGAUGGCAUCAACCUGGCCAAGCAGCCCUACUCUAAUAAGGAUGGUUCUCUGGGCAACAUAGAUGACCUUGCCCAGGAGUACUCUGAGUACUACAACACCUGCUUCAGUGACGUCAAUGACCGCAUGGAGGAGCUACGCAAAAGACGAGUCUCCCAAGAGCUUGACAUGGAGAAACAGGAUACAAGCAGCACAUCCCUGCAGCUCCGCACUGAGAUCCAGGAAUCAUUAGGCUUCAGCAGUGAGGUGUCCACUCCAGAAACAGACAGAAAAAUGCCCCUGACCAAAUCCAGCUCUGAAGAUGGAUCUGGAGGUAAAUGGGACAAUAAGAAGAAGAACAAAUCUUUUUGGCAGAACUUCCGCAAAUCUCAGCACAAACCAGUCAUGCGACAGACAUCCAAAGGAGAAGACAUCGGCUAUGUGGCCAGUGAGAUCACCAUGAGCGACGAAGAGCGAAUCCAGCUGAUGAUGAUGGUGAAAGAGAAGAUGAUCACCGUCGAAGAAGCUCUAGCUCGGCUGAAGGAGUAUGAGCGCAGCAGACAGUCCAGCAGUUCUGACACUGCAGAGUGGACUGAAGGAUCUGCGUCCAAUCUAAACCAGUCCUCAAACUGCAACUCUCGUGAGCAGUCAGACGAUGAGCAAUCGGAGGACUCUGUGAAGUUCAAACGGCUUCACAAGCUGGUCAACUCGACACGCCGGGUCAGGAAAAAACUCAUCAAGGUGGAGGAGGGCAAGAAGCAUGGCUCUGAAGAUUUUCUGAGUCUGGGGUCACCUCCCACCUGUGAGGACAACACAGCUCUGUAUACGGGGGUCAUAAAGAGGCCCCCUUUGCCCCAGGAUCUCACCCAGGAUCAACUCUCUCUGGAUGGAGACACAGACAGUCUGACCAACUCCCCGUCCUCCAGCAGCCUGGACACCUGGUCCGGACACAAGCUGGUCAAAACCUUCAAUAAAUCGUCCAGUACCCACGGCCUCAUCCGGCCCCCCAGGAGAACCCCGGUUGGCUCCGGAGGCUCCAACUCCGGCGUGGGCGGUAGUGGCUCUUCCUUCUCGGAGCUGGAUGGCUGCGGAUUGGACGACGAAGGAAAGCUGUCGCGCUCCACGACUGACAGCGAGAUGCGGAAGGCCCUGAGCUCCAUCUCCCAUGGGGUAAGUAACAACGAGGCUCUCUACGCCUAUUAUGGCCUCACCAAACCCCGCCCUAAACCCCACUCCCAGUCCCGCCUCCUGAUCUCCCUGGAUGACGGCCCACAAGGCAGCCCCAAACCCCAACCUGCCAACCGGCACCACGGCAGCUGGACGCACCGGAAACCUGAUCCCAACUACGCUUACUCCACCAAGCACCUCCUCUACCAACGCUCGCGCAACGCCAAGACCCCCAUCUCCCCUCUGUCUGUCACCCCCUCCUCCCCUGCACGCUGUGAUGUAGCCAAAUCAAAAGGUUUUGGAAGCGGGGGAGGCGGCUGGGUGUUCCCGACUCGCAGGCUGCGUGGUCGAACGGCAGUCAGCGAGCUGAACAUCACCUAUGUGGUGGAGCGGAGCCUGUACGGCCACCUCAACUGGGCCCAGCUGGUCCGCCCAGUUACCCUCAGCCGCGCUGAGCGCCGCUGUCUCUUGGAGGAGGACCGUGAGGCAGACAGGAAGUGGGCGGCCAGUGUGGACCGCUGCACCAAGCGUGUGCUCUUGCGCAUCCAGCAGAAGUCUAGAACGUGCAGCUUUGGAGGCUUUGACCUGUCUAACCGUUCGCUCCAUGUGGUCAACGCGGGCUCCGAUCCCAACAGUAAAGAGCAGGAGGCCAUAUACAGAGAAGUGGUCAAAUCCCCCACCACGUCUCGGAUCUCACUGGGCAAGAAGGUCAAGUCGGUGAAGGAGACGAUGAGGAAACGCAUGUCGAAGAAGUACAGCAGCUCCUUGUCUGAGCAGUCGAGUCCGGAUGGAGCUCCUGGCUCCCCUCAGUCCCCUCAGCCCGACACCGACUCUCUGGAGAAGCCCAAGCUGAAGGCCGGAGGCUCCGUGGAAAGUCUGCGUAGCUCACUCAGCGGACAGAGUUCAAUGAGUGGUCAGACAGUGAGCACCACCGACUCGUCAGCCAGUAACAGAGAAAGCGUGAAGUCAGAGGAUGGCGAUGACGAAGAGCCGCCUUAUAGAGGGCCGUUCUGUGGCCGCGCCCGAGUCCACACAGACUUCACCCCCAGCCCCUACGACUCCGACUCCCUCAAACUCAAGCGCGGUGAUGUGAUCGACAUCAUCAGUAAGCCGCCCAUGGGGACGUGGAUGGGCCUGCUGAACAACAAAGUGGGCACCUUUAAGUUCAUCUACGUGGACGUGUUGAUCGAGGAAGAGGAGAAGCCCAAGAGGCCCGUGAGGAGGAGGAGAAAGGGCCGACCACCCAAACCCACAUCAGUGGAGGACCUGCUGGAGCGCAUCAACCUCAAGGAGCACAUGCCCACUUUCCUGUUCAACGGCUACGAGGACCUGGACACGUUCAAGUUGCUGGAAGAGGAGGACCUGGAUGAGCUGAACAUCAGAGAUCCUCAGCACAGAGCCGUGCUGCUCACCGCCGUAGAGCUGCUGCAGGAGUACGACAGCAGCAGUGAUCCAGAGCGCAGCGGCCUGUCUGGAUCCCAGGAGAAGCUGCUGUCAGAGGGUCCGUGUCUGGUGGGAGACUCCCCGCGAGACUCCGGCUGCUACGAGAGCAAUGAGAACCUGGAGAACGGAAAGAGCAGAAAGGCUUCCCGCUCCAGUCGUUCCUCAGCAGGCCUCCAGUCUCCCGACUACCCCACGCUGCCCAUGACCCUCUCCACAGAGGCUCUGCAGCAGAACAGCAAGAACCAGCGCACAAAGUUCACAAAAAGCUUCUUCAUCAAACCCUCCCUGAAGGGUUUCAGCCUGCUGGGGCUGCGGAAAGCCCAAAGACGGUCCCCCAUCCCGGCCAGCCGUAGCUGCGAGGACCUGGACGGACCGCCGCAGCCCACUGGACCCUGGAAACGCUCCCACUCUCUGGGAGAUCUGCACUGGGAGCAGAACUUUGAGCAGAAGGAUCUGGGUGUGGAGCUUAAACUCACCCAGGAAGGACCCAAAUCAGGCGACACGAGCCCCACUAAGGUCUGUAGAGAGGAGGGUUCACCAGCUCGGAACAGGACUCCAACAGUGAGCCCGAAAGGAAGGGCCGACAGACCACCGGUGCCCUCCCAGCUGCCUCUCCGCCCGCCUUGUCCCACGGCCCAGUCCACCAACCCUCCAGAGCUCCUCUCCAGUCCUACUCCAAGUCCCCCUGAUUCAAGUGGGGAGAGGGUGAUCCGGACUCACCCCAAAAAGCCUCCAGUCCCUCCUCCUGUUCCUGCCAAGAAGUCUAGGGAGAGGCUCGCCAACGGCCUGCGUCACGCCCCUCUCUCCCUGCCUUCCUCGCCGUCACCCACUCCCUCCCCUACUCACUCCCUCACCCGUUCUCACCCCAGCAGCCCCAUAAUCCGCAGCCCCAGCUACGGCGCCCCGGCUCUGCCCGCCAAGACCCCGAGCACCCCCGCCAGCCCCUGCGCCACCUCAUCCGCCUCGUCCAUAGGCGAGGAGUCAGGCACUCCGCCAGCAGUGCAGCCUCCGUGGUUCUCAGAUCUGGGUUGCAAGGUGGCUGUUGCUAGGAAGGUUUCCCACGCCAAGAUGAGUCCGGACCUGCUCACCCUCCUGGAACAACGGCUGGAGGCCGAGGGCAUCGAUCUGACGGAGGAGCCCUACUCUGACAAGCAUGGCCGGUGUGGCAUCCCCCAGCCGCUGGUGCAGCGUUACUCCGAGGACUUGGAGCAGAACGUCAAGGACGUGGCCUCCACCAUGGACCAGCUCCGAGUCAGAGAGCUCCGUAAACAACACCGCAUGGCUAUUCCUUCUGGAGGUUUGACAGAGAUGUGCCGGAAGCCUCUUCCCUCAGGUAACAUCAGAACGGUCUCCGACUGGCUCACCUCCAUCGGCCUGCCCAUGUACGCCGCAUCCCUGGCGGCGGCGGGAGUCGACACGCUGAGUCGCAUGGCCUCGUUAACGGAGAGCGCCGCGUGGGAAGCCGGGGUGCGGGAUGAAAGGCACGUCCGCCGACUGGUCAGCGAGGCCCGACUGGUCGGCUCGCACAGAGAGGUGCAGUCCUAACCGCGCUGCUGGUGGAGUCGUAUGAAAUAACAGGUAUCAACUCACUGGUCAGCACCAUCUCAUUUAAACACGGUCAGUAGGCGGCCAGAGACAAAUAGGCCACGGGACUUGGCGAUCACACGGGUGACCACAGCACUUCCUGUCUCGCAUGUGUCAAAAGACUCACAGUGAAGCCACCCUGCUCUCUGAUUUUCUCUCUUUAUCACUCUCUUUUCGCAAAUGUUUACGGCAUGGAGGAGUUUCUCCCAGCAGCCAAGACAAGAUAUCAGAUGCCUUUUUAUAAAAAUAAAGACUGUCGACUCACUCGGUGGGAUGGCUUUCAUUCUGAAGACACCCCCAAAGUCUUAAAAAUAAAGACUCGGAUCUGCCUUGAAGGAAGAUAGCACACUCUUUUGUAGGAUGGAUGUUUUUUUUAAAUACAGAAAGGACGGUUUGCUUCCUGCAUAUUUCAUAAGUGCUUCAUUUUCAUCUUUCGCGGCAAGGCGACAUUAUCUGAGGGUCUCUUUAAGGAAGUAGCUCGGCCAAAGUGAUUUACUCCUCAUUCAGCGUUUCAUUCCCACUAAUAGGUUCCUAAUGACGAUGGACUUUUAAUCGACUAAAUACACACACCAAACUAUGGUGGUUUUUUGAGAUGGCUUAUUUUGUAUCAUGUUUCUGUAUUAUAGCAUAUCUUCAUUUUAAAAUGAUUUAUAUGUCAGAAUUUGUGUUUGCCUUUUUGAAUGUCGCAGCCUUAUUUGGAGGCCAGCUCUCAGUCAUUUCUAAGCUGAAACAGCUGAUGUCACACCUUUAUAUUUCACAUUAUAUUUCACUGCAGAUCUCGGAUGAGCCGAUAUGAAUACAAGUCUUACAGGAAGCUCUGUUUUACUCCGGUAAUCACAAUCAGCUUUCACAGCAACAAAACAUUCCCCCGUGUGUCCAAGCACGUUUUAAGUUGCCUUACCAUUUACGAAUGUUCAUCACAUAGAACAUCUGUAUAGUAUUAUUGACUAUACCACAAGGAUGAACUGUGCUAAAGCCUUUUUGUUCUGAAUGUGUCUGAGAAAUCAUUUUGAAAAACAAACCGGAUCAUUUGAGCCGUGCACAUGGACCACAGAACAGGCCUCUGAUGGAUUGCAGCUUCUGUACUUGUGAAGCUCCGAAGAUAAAAACCACAAAACCACAGGCACGACACGGACGUCAUCCCGUGUUUAACAUCCAUGUUUGACACAUGUGGGACGAGGAACAUGUUCCAAAGACGCAGCUGACAUCUGGGCUGUCUACACUUUGGUUACAGUUUGUUUGAGGAAUUUGAUUUAUAGCUGAAUAAUAAGCUGUUUGGGACUUUUUUUAAACACAUUAUACUGUAGCUAUAGAAUCAACGCCGGUCUGAAAUUCUUAAUUUCUCAAAACACGCUGAGGUUACAUGGUAAGGACAGAUAUAUCAGGUGAAAAGCUGACCUCUAAGGUCGGCAUACACGAUGACACUAAAUAGGGAAUGGGAAUCACAGAGCAUUCUGGGCCGCGCCGACAUUUUUGGAGGUUAGCGUACGGAGCAACUCCGUUAGCGUACGGAGAUAGACUGUCACCGGUCUAUUCAUCUGUCAAUCGUUCAUCAUCAGAAAUGUAUAAAGUACGUGCAAAAGACAAAUAUGUAAAUCUUUGGAGGCCGAUGUCCAAUUUACAAACGGGUAGGUAUAUGACGAUCCAAUCAUCUGGACAAAGAUAAGCUAGUUAAUGUUAUGCUAACGGAAUACUAACAAAAUGUUGGCUAAUACUGCAUACUGAAUCUACCGGUAUCUUGCAAAAUGAAACCCAUAACGUUAGCCUACUUUUGUGUCUGACUGUAUGCUAUAUAUACUGCAAUUCGGCUUUUGAAGCUUAUUCACUGUGCAGUGUUUUGUGUUGUCUUUUGACACUUGAAGUAAACCGCCAGCGGAUGGCACUCUUUAACCUUUUAUCCUCCAGAAAUGCCGACUUGCUGUCGGUGACGUCAAAUUCCCAUUCCCCAUAGAAAAUCAGGGAAACGCUGCGUCGGGUCAGCCUGUUAGAAAAACUUUGUCGUGUCUAGAAGGUAACCCGUGAGAUGGUUAAGGUUAGGAUAGGUCGUUGGGAAGAGUUUUUGCAGAUUUCAGAUCAGAUUUUGCGGGUUACCUUCUCGACACGACCAAAACUUUGGGCUAAAAACAACCAGAAACUCUCAUCGUCAUUUUGCUCUACAUGAAACGGAGCUAACAUUUGUGUUUUUUUCUCUCUUAUUUCUAACAGUAAAGUUCUAUCUUUCUCAGUCAGAACUGAACUGAAGACUUAUCCCAUGGAGUUCAUAUUUAAAAAAUUUGUGUUAUUGCUAAAAUUAGAGGAUGUUUUUUUUUUUGCAGUGGGAACUUGAUAGGUAGAUGUUUGAUGCCUUUUUUCUCUUCAAUCAAAAGUGGUGCUCUGAGAAAGCGAGGGUGGGGGUCAUCAUUUAAAAAAAAAGUAAAAGACCCAAGAAGUGUUUUGUAAAGAAUGAAAAUACUGACACUGUAAAUGCACUUUAGAGGGUAAAUCUAGCUGUUUUAUAGGCGGAAUUGGCUCCAUUUUGUUCACAGGUCCAUGAAUGGACAUUCGUUGUCAGGUAUUGUAAAGGGUUUCAGUGGGUGACGCUGGUAUUUUAUUUUAGUAUUGAGUUCCCAAUGCCAACUUUGAUAACCAUUCAACCUGUUCCAGUUACUCACUUCCAGUUUGCAGUCUUAGAAAAAAUUAAUUCUUAAUUACAUAUAUGAAAUGCUUAGCAGGAGUUGCACAUUCUGUAUAUGUAAUUGAUAUUUAAAUAACUUAUUUUUGCUUUUUUUUUUUUUUUCCACAUCAACUGUAAUUAGCUGUACUAUAUGAAUAGCAAUACCUUCCUGCAUAAUGCAUAUUGCUUUAGCCAGUGAGGAACUACAGUAUGUAUUGUAAGAUAUGUGUACAAAUUAUUAUUUUAUUUGGUUUUCAUCUACCUAAUGAUUGUCCAUACAGAUUUGCUUGUGUAUUGAAAACAACAAAAGUAAAUGUCCAUAACUAUUUGUCAUUCUGAAAUAUAAUAAAAACUGUUUCUUGCCA
Molecule: messenger RNA, 7853 nt
Organism: Sebastes umbrosus (honeycomb rockfish)
Lineage: Eukaryota; Metazoa; Chordata; Actinopteri; Perciformes; Sebastidae
Gene: sash1a
Product: SAM and SH3 domain containing 1a
Exons: 20
Coding region: 198-4796 (1532 amino acids)
Molecular function (GO): protein binding
Source: RefSeq, a predicted model, not a curated record